Molecule: messenger RNA, 6714 nt
Organism: Porites lobata
Lineage: Eukaryota; Metazoa; Cnidaria; Anthozoa; Scleractinia; Poritidae
Source: the annotation of a GenBank genome assembly
AUGGUUGGCCUGUGGUUGAGGUGGGGAGCUUGUGCGGGGAACACAUGCGCAGAACACGACCUGUGCACAGCCAAACUCACAGGCACAGCUGACGGCAGUGGGCUGAAAGAAGUGAGCGGAAUGGCAAAGUAAAGGGUGAGUUUUCUUGGUUUAAAUCUGUCUUUUUGGAGGCAAGUAGAUUAUGGGAACAACAAGAUCAAUUGCUGAGGAAAUCCAGUCAGAGUAACCUAUUAAACAUGAUUCUUGAGAGUAUGUAAAGAAAUCAACAAACAACUCGUGAUCGUACUGUGUCAGUCACUAACCGGUGAAUGUUUUUUUUUUAGAUACUGAACGUCUAAGACUUAAUUUUGCUGAAAAUCCUAUUUUCUGCAUAUGUCUUUUCAUUUAAACCGACCUUGUUUGAAAUGAAAUCAUUCAGGUUAUGUUUUUAUAUACACUUAAAGCUAGUAAAUAAUAGUUCUGUUAGAUUUUGGAGACGGUUUACCACUUUGAUUAAUUUUAGCUUAAUUUUGUCUGCACAGCGAGAUCGGAGAUGGCGAGUUACCGCUUGAAUUUGCAGUGUUAGGAGGUUUGCGGUGUGAUUAGUUUCGUAACGUGGGCCCCUUGUUUGUUCUUUCGAAGAAUUUAGAACUCGGUAAGUCAGAAUUUAUUUAAAUGCUAACUUUAUCGUUGGCUUAACUUGUAUUGCACUGAUUUCGCUACUUGUCAAAUUCGCUACGUUCAAGUUCGCUCCUACAUAAGCUUACUGGGCUCGCUGCUUAUUGGUAAAGUCCAAAACUUGCACCUUCAGAGGGGCAAGCGUAAAAGAACACGAAAUUCAGUGAAAUAUUCUUUUAUAGUGGGAUUAAGGAAAUAUAUUUAAUGGUUUGUAGGAAGUAACAUCUACCAUGGGAUGUAUCGAACAGGUAGCGAAAUGGAACGUAGAGAACUCGACUAUUGGCGAAAGCCAAUGUUACUAAAGCCCUUUCACAGCUUUAUAGACCUUUUCACAGUUUUUUCAACUUUUGACAUGGCCAAUUUGGGGAAAAUCUGUCAAUGCUACUGGAAAAAGUGCCUUCAUACGAGUAAAAUUGCCAAAUAUAAAAGUGAUACCACGUGAUACGUCUUAACAAAGGCAUGGCGUGACCAUUUUGGCAAGUACACGCAUGGGUCCAUAUGGUCUCAAAAACUUCGUACAAAAUAAGGUUCCUUUCCUUUAAUACAUAUUUUGGCAGUUUACAGGCUUGUUUACAAUAGAAUGUGAUAUUAAAUAAAGCUUUUAGGCACCGGUCAUUAUUUAUUUAGAUGGGUGGAGGUGGGGGAGGGGUCAAGGCUAUUUCAGAUUGGCUAGAGGGGGGAGCUAAGCUUUUUUAUGAAGAAGUUUAGGUGGUCAGUAGUUGGAUCGCAAGGUAUAUUUUCCAAAUUUCCAAAUGUUUGUUUGUCUCUUUGUAUAUAUUUGACCAUGGUUACUGAACUGUUCACCAUGACUUUCUUCAGCUGAGACUUUUUCCUUUCAAACCUCUUCUUCCAAACUUGACAAUUCUUUGACUCUUUGCUCACAGUUCAGUAUAUCUGAAGGACUAGAAAGGGAGGUUAGAUAUUUGCCAAAGCGAUCAUUAAUGUCAUCAGACAACAUAUAUUUCAGAUUCCUUUCCACUUUCUCUAUCUUGUUCUUUAUUUCCCACCUCUUGCCACACUCCAUGAUUAAAUAAGUCUCAAAUUCUGAUUCACUCAUAUGACAUCUUCCCUCAAACAACCCAGGUGAAAACUGGGCACUGGUCCAUGCGAUACACUGAUUUUGUAAUAGAGUAGGGUUAGGUUGACUGUUAUGCAAAGUAACUACCGUAAAUCAGAUUAUGAGUAGUAUGUUACAUACAUUUUAAUAAUUACUUUGGAGAGCAUAUGAGGAGAUAUGUGGUGGUGGUGGUGGUGGUGGUGGGGGGUCAUCACAUAAGUAUUAAAUAAAGAAGGGGGGUCACUUGCUAUUUACAUGGUCUAUAGGGGGACGUUACAGAAAUUUUGAUCUUUCCAACAUAUUUUUCCCUCCCCCCCUGCAUAGAUAAUGACUGGUCCCUUAAAAUGUUCUUCUUUGAGCUGGUACUGGAAUGUUUACAAGCACAAAGUGAGGCACCUUCCCUUUUGUUAUGCAAAUUUAUAAAAUAACUAAAAUAGUAUGGGCGCUCUGAUUGACCGAGAGGAGUGUUUGCAUGACAGUAUGUAAACAUGGUUCGGUUGUGGCGUCAAGACGUAUUGGUUUUUGCGCGCUGAUCACGCGAGCAUGACUUUGAAAAAGUUUUUGAGUUCAAAACUCAACAAGUUUACCUUAGUUACCUAUUCCUUCGUCAGCUGAAACUUGGAAAAUCUUUACAAACAAGCUGUGUCAAUUUUUUUUCGCUUAAGCUGACAUUUUAAGCGAGAAAAAUCCUUAUUUUGGAAAGCAUCUUUAUGCAAAACAAGAACUGAUUGCAAGACUUCGUGUAGAAGACUUUGCGACUGGUAAGAAUUCAUCUUUUAAUCAGGGCACAACAAAGAGCUCAUCUGUCAUCAUAAUCACGUAGUGAAGUCUAAAAGCCAAAUGAGUGCACCAAAUAAACUUCCAAAGUGCUGAAUCACUCAGGUGAAAUUCAAAUAAGAUGUUUCGUGCAAAUGCUGAACAAAAAUUUUGCAAAACAUUAUUAUGUUGGGAAUAAUAGAUUACACAUGCAGCUCUAUUGUCACUUUAGUUUUUUUUGCUUGUGGCUAAGACAAAUGACCACUUAAAGUGUACUUUUAGUAGGGAAAGAGCUUUUAAAUUUCAUUUAGCUCAACAUAUGAGGAUGGUGGCAAGGAGUGUGGGUUAUUGGCACAAGACAGUGCUGAGAAAAUGACGCAAAAAACAUGUGCUUUCCAGCUAUGGAUAACCUGCGACUAAGAGGCUUAUUUUUAAGUGGGGGGGGGAAAGAACUCCCUAACAAAAGGGAAGAAGGACUGCCUGAUCACAGGAUGGGCCAUGGACUACUUCUUUUUUAUGGACGUUCCCUUCGGAGGUAUUUGAUUGUUUCAAUGUUGUGGUUUUACCUCCUGCCAAUUGUGGUUUGCUAAUCAAGAAUACAUGUGCUGUCAUUGAAAUUUACAUUAGAGAUUAAGAAAUGUUUAAGGGUCUUUUUCUUACGUUGGGCACUAAAUAUGAAAGAACUAUUGAUGGAAAUUAUAUCUUUGUCAGAACUGAAAGGGAUACUUCUUUCAAGCAGGUGAUAGUUACUGAAGACCUUCCAGCUAAAUGCCAUUAUUCAAAGAACUCUUAAUCAUGAAAAUCAGUGUGCAGUAUCAGUGUGCAAAGAAAGUAGUGUCCAAUAGCCUGGGGAUAGUUGAUUUUGCUAUCGGGUUAGUGAAUUUUGUUCUCAACUUGCCUGAUGGGCAAGUGAAGUUUUUUGAGGAAUUCAAAUAACAGAAGAACUGUGAAAUCAAUUUUGCUCAUCAAUAUGUUUUUGGGGUAGUUGAAAUGAUGUUUGGGCUAGUAUAUUCUAGCUUCAGCUUACCCGAAUGGCAAGCUGUAAAAAUGACUUUCUUUGCACCCUGGUGGUAUGGACCUUUCAAUAGACUUGGUGUUCCACAACUCUCCCUAGCAUAAACAUAAGUACUGUUUAGUCGGAAUAAAAAGUAGUGUGAGAAACAAUUUAUGUAAAUAGAGUUUUGUUAGCCUGAGACUGCAUAAUUUUUACAUGCUUUGGUUUGGUUAUCUAUUUCUUGUAAUUAACCAUUUCACAGCAUUACACACGUUUUUUGUGUGGAAAUUUGCCACUUAGCAAGGUGAUUACACGAGAACUACAUGCGUGAAAUCUGCGUGUAAAAAAUACAUGAGAAAAUGCACACAAGUUUUCGGAAACUGCUUGUAAAAUUGUACACAUAGACUGCAUGCAUUUGACAACUUUUUUCGUUGCCUGAAAUCUGUGAAGUGAUGCACAGUGAUCUAUCACCGUCGAGCUGUACAAGUAUACUUUGAACAUUUGUCAUAUUUUGGGAAAAAAUCAGACUGAUUGUUUCUCUCACCAGGCAGCUGCAAAAUGACUGUCGAUUCAGUUUUUGAAUGCAACAUAUACAAAAUAUAUAGCCCAUCUAGUUUAUCUUUGUUCUUGUAAGGAAAACUGUAGCCUGCAAACAUACCUGUUUUCUACAUGUUCCUUGCUGUAAGGGUUUUUUGUCAAAAGAGAGAUGUCCAUACCAGUAUGACAGAAAUGCUAUAUGGUUGAAGUAAAUCACUGUUUACAGCAUUAAUCUGAAAGUCAUGGGGUUCCAAAUGUAAAUACGCUUGAUUUUAUGAAUUUUCUAGUCUAGUUUCGUAAAGUUUCAAGCUCUGCAAAAGGGCAGCCAAAAACCUAAAAUGUUCCUUAUAUUACUUGUUUUGUCUUAGAUUCUUAGAUUGCACAGGGGAAAAAUAGUGUUUGCCUACUACAUUCUUCCAGUCCGUAUUUCUCUAGAAAACUGCAUAUAUGUUUCAGAACACCAUCUGGUAAAAAGGUAUCUUUGUCUUCAUAUCCUGUGGCUAUUCCAUUUGAACCUCUCAACUUCUCUAUGAACUUUUGGAUCAUGACAUAUGCUAAAAGCAGUCUGCAAACAAACAUAACUAUUACGUAAUGUCAAAUAAAAAUUACUGAUAUUCCUUCUCUUGAGAAAACAAGAGGGAACAUACUGUAUUUUUUUACAAUAUUUUAAUGCCCAGACACAUGACAUACAUGUGUAUUUAUGAAACUGCUCUCUGUUAUAAUGAAAUUAGCAUGUUUAAAAUGUUAUUUUUAGACUUUUUAGUUAAUGGUUCACUUGUUAACAAGGGUGAUACUGACUACACACCUUCUUAAAUCUUAUUAAAAUGGUUCAUUUGUUUGUGAAUGUUUGAAACGUGCGUAGGUUUUCUCUAACAACGACUUUUAUUACACCAGGACUACCUGCGGUUCCCAAAUCGUAGCAGUGUAACAAGAGAGCACGUAAUGACUGCGCUCUCUGCUGUGGAGAGCUUCUAAUAGUUCGAGCAACUUAUAGCACCACCACAACACAAGCCAGGUUAGAUUGAAACUAACUUAUUGAACGUUCUUAUACCGUUCGUGUAAAGGCUGUAAUGAGCUUUGUUAUUUACUUAUUCAUUUAUUAUAAUUGCAUACUGUAUAUUAAUGGUAUUAUUUUUCUUAAAAAAAAAAAAAAAACACCAUUACCUUACGGAAUCAAAUUUGCAUUGUGGCAUGCAAGGACGGCCGGCAUCCAAUUUUUGGAAGUGAGGAACAAUAAAAUUUUCACCAUUGGUUGGAGGCUUGUUCAAAUUCUAAUAAGAGCCACUCAUUUUCACCGUGUUCAUCAAUUUUGGAUGGAAGAUCUCAAUUUUGCACCUUUUUGCUAAAAAGCGUAUUAUUUCCAUUAUUUAUUAGUUCCGUUAUUUGGAGUUGGGGCCGGUUUUUUUAUUCGAAUUAUUAUUAAAACGUUCAAGAUCUCUUUUUGAAUAGGUUGUUCCAAGUAGAAAAACAUUUUUCUGGUCUGCCAUCUUCCUUAAUGGAGUGAAAAAAUUGAUUCCUUAAUUAUUAUCACCGUGCCACGAGCAAGGGAGAUAAAAAUUCUAGAGCCCCGGCAAGAUUCGAACCCAUGGCCACCCAAAUCUCUCUAUUCAGUGAGCAACGGAGAAACUCUAAGUGCUAAGUUAAUAUUUUGGUCUCAAGAAUCCCCAAAUUUCAUUUACCGAGCUUUGAAUUUGCCAUCUGCGCAUGCCCCGCCAAUAUCUAAAGCUAUACGUUCCCCUUCCCUGAUAUAUUCUGUAGUCUAUAUGACGUUAAGCUGGAAACUGCCGUGAAGCAAGGAACAAGAUACGGAAAAGCCAAAAACAUCGAGGAGUGCGCAUGUCCUCCGGAAUACACUGGUACAUCUUGUCAGGUGUGUCUAUCAUAAUGUAAAAAAAGGUCAAUUACACAUCGGCUUUCAUCCGUUCGCCACACUUAUGUAUCACCUAUCUCUCAUUUCAUGCCUUAUUAACUUCUUUGGUGGAAAGCCCUUUUUUGGUUUGGGCAGUGUUAAUAAAGUGCAAUGCAAUGGAUAAGAAGCCCUUUAGCCUACUUUGGCAUUUUUAUCUAUUUAUGGAUUCAUUCAUUUUUAUUUAUUUAUUAUUAUUAUUAUUUCUUUUUUUCUGGUUAGCUAUUUUAGUCUUGACCUUGUACAACUUUCAACGACAUUCCUAUCUUUAUCAAGUGACUGAACCAACAGAAAAAAGGGACAUUUUAAAUUUAUGGAGUCGCAAUUUGUGAACAAAGAGAAAGGAUUAUGCAGGGUCAGACAGUUCCCAACAUAAAUGGAGGCACUGUUAUUUUGAUUUUGGUGUUUGUCAACUUUUAUAAACAAUCUCCUCUACUAACUAUCGAUAGUGUUUGUUUACCAGUUUCAGACUGCAUGUUGUGAAUAUGAUAUUUUCUUUUUAAGUGUCUGAUUCACAAGGCGAAGAAAUGUAUCCCUUGAGAACUCAACUAUCUCCUGGUAGAACUGGCGAAACUAGAACUCUUCUGUCUGAAUACAAGAUAUUUUUGAAACACUUUUUCCAUAGUUGUGUACUCUCUACCCUAACGUCCACAAUGACAAAAACCUGUAAAGUAAAAAUCACAUUGAGUCUACCAUGAUCUAAUCACGAGUGUGUUCAUUCUGCAGCAAUGUGCGCGAGGAUAUACGCGCUUGUGCCCGGGUCCAGAGUUCUCUCCUUGCGUACUGUGUUUCUGUAAUGGGCAUUCU